Molecule: messenger RNA, 1456 nt
Organism: Colletotrichum phormii
Lineage: Eukaryota; Fungi; Ascomycota; Sordariomycetes; Glomerellales; Glomerellaceae
Product: Alpha/Beta hydrolase protein
Exons: 1
Coding region: 264-1271 (335 amino acids)
Source: RefSeq, a predicted model, not a curated record
UUUUCUUUUUUUUUUUUUUUUUUUUUUUUUUAACAUCUAUCUGCCUCGGUCAGCUUACGAUUAUCAAUCUACGGGAGGGAAAGACAGAGUCAGAAUUCCCCGCACCGGCUCCUUACUGUGAGAAUCAGCACUCUCCGAUUGCGAAUUCAAGAUCGGCCCGCGAUCCCGUCAUCUCACUCACCCUACUCUCACCACCACCUUUCGAAAUCCCUCACACCCAACAGCAUCCAAGGGAGCGAACAACCUCAAGAAACGUUGGAAAAAUGCGCACCCACCCAGCCCCGAAAGAAUGCGAAGUCAUCCAGCCCGCCACCCCGCGCGGCCAAACCCUCACGCCCCUCAUCUUCAUCCACGAUGGCGGCGGCACAACCUUCGCCUACCACUGCCUCUCCCAGCUCGCAGGCCGCGCCGUCUUCGGCAUCGCGAACCCGCGCUUCCACUCCGGUGUCCCUUGGGAAGGCGGCGUCCCGGAGAUGGCGGCCGCCUACCUCCAAAUGAUUCGGACUACCGUCACAAAGGGGCGCGAGUACCCCGCCCAGGCGCCGUAUUCAUACACCACCACCGCAGAUGGAGGGAGACUGAAGAGGAGGCGGAUCUUGUUGGGCGGGUGGAGUCUGGGCGGUUUGCUUUCGUUGGAGAUUGCGAGGCUGAUAGGGGAUGAGGAUCGCGAUAUCGAGAUUGUGGGAUUGGUGAUGGUGGAUAGCGUGUACCCCGUCUGGCCCGAGGGAUCUAGUCUGAAAAUUGGGAGGUUCGUGGAGGACGAGAAGAGGGAGACGGAGGAGCCGAAGAAUGUGAGGCUCGCGAAGAGGGCGAUGAAGAUGGCGGGGCAGGUGGUGAGGGUGUGGAAGAUGCCCAGGUGCGGGGCUGCGGGUGAGGCGGAGGUGUCGGUUCCCAAGGCUGCUGGGUAUAAUGACGGAGAGGAGGAGAAGGCGACGGCGGGAGCGGGAGCGGCAGACGGCGGAGAUGUGGAAAAGGACUUUUACGUCUCCAAGGAGGAGAAGGAGACGGCUGAGGUCGUGUGGGAGAGGCCGCCGCGGGCUGUGCUUGUCAAGGCCAAGGAGCAUGUGCCGAUGCCGGUGGAGGGCAUCAGCUCUGUGGACGUGUAUCGUGCGGAUGAGAAGCUUGGGUGGGAUGGGUAUUGUCCUGGGUUUGUGGAGGAGGUGCUGCUGACGGAGGGGAGUCAUUUUGAUAUGUUUGCUUGGACGAAUGUCGAUGGGAUUACGGAGAAGAUUGUGGAGGCGUGUCGAAUUUUGGAGGGGGCUAGUAUAUGAGGAGGCAGAGGGAGGUCAGUGGUAGAGCGGGUGUGCGUGUUUUGCGAUGCAUGGCGUGGAUUUGGGUUUACUUUGCCAGAGGGGAUUUGGGUACACGGAACAACUAGAUCACGUAGAAGAAGUAGAAGAGUAGACUGGAGGUAGUUGAUUUAAUGCUAAUCCAAGUGGAGUUCAUUUACCGAGAA